This is a messenger RNA of Ochlerotatus camptorhynchus, 1825 nucleotides long. It is a transcript of the gene Alg9, whose product is annotated as alpha-1,2-mannosyltransferase Alg9. Gene Ontology annotation, biological process: protein N-linked glycosylation. Gene Ontology annotation, molecular function: alpha-1,2-mannosyltransferase activity. Gene Ontology annotation, cellular component: endoplasmic reticulum membrane. The transcript is spliced from 6 exons. NCBI's taxonomy places the organism in Eukaryota, Metazoa, Arthropoda, Insecta, Diptera, Culicidae. The coding region runs from base 96 to 1724 and encodes 542 amino acids. The record is from RefSeq and is a predicted model, not a curated record.
UGGACUGUUGCAAGCAGCGCUGAGUUUUUUUUAAUUUAUGAAAGUAGAAAACUACAAAAUAUUUCAAUUAAAAGUUCAUUGACUAAUGCAUAACAAUGAAAACUAUGUCCGUUUUCGGUGUUGUGUUGGUCGCCAGAUUGUUCUCCGCAAAAUUCUUGCACAUCACGGAUUGUGACGAGACCUACAACUAUUGGGAACCUCUACAUUAUCUGCUGUACGGAAAGGGUCUGCAGACGUGGGAAUAUAGCCCUGCGUAUGGACUGCGGUCAUAUUUGUAUUUAAUACUACAUGCCGCACCUGCAUGGAUCUUGCAGAAGUUAACGCUACUGGAUAGUACAUCAUUGUUCUACUGCAUUCGGUGCAUACUAGCUGUUGUGUGUGCUUCCCUAGAAGCAAUCAUGUUCAGAUCUGUUCAUCGUAACUUCGGUUCAUUGAUAGCAAAACUGUGGCUUAUGUUCCAAGUGUUUAGUCCAGGAAUGUUCAUAUCAAGUACAGCAUUACUUCCAAGCACAUUUUCAAUGUAUUUGACCAUCGCUUUUGUUUCGAUGUGGUGGGAAAAACAUUACAAGCUGGCUAUUUUGAGCAUCGUAAUUUCAUCUUUUAUCGGUUGGCCUUUCGCAGCAUUUGUCAGCUUACCAUUUGUAUACAACGUAUUAGUUCAGCAACGGUUAUUUAGAAUGUUUUUGUGUUGGAGUUGCCUGUUUGCUAUUUUAAUUGGAGUUCCUCUGGUUAUAGUGGAUUCUUAUUUGUACGGAAACCUAACGUUUGCACCGUUUAAUAUUGUUGUUUACAAUAUCUUCUCACAACAUGGCCCAAAUCUAUUCGGAGUGGAAUCUAAAUAUUUUUACUUCAUCAAUUUGUUUUUGAAUUUCAAUGUAGUUUGGUGUUUUGCAAUGUUAUGUCCGAGUGUGAUAGUUUUGAAAUUUGCGCUGCAAAAAAUUGCUCCAGUCAAGCUCCACGCCAACCGUUUGCAACAAGGUAUCCUUUGGAAAAUAUCGCCUCUAUAUGUUUGGAUGCUUAUGUUCUUCAUGCAGCCGCAUAAAGAAGAAAGGUUUAUAUUCCCUGUUUACCCAAUGGUCACACUUUGCGGUGCGAUAGCGAUUACAACUAUUAUGCAGGUCAUGGAUAUGUUAUUUCAACGAUAUGGAAAACAUACAUUGCGCAUGCUCAGGAAUGCUCUCCUGUGUGGAGCUAGUCUCACUUUUAUUGUUUUAAGUUUAUCAAGAUUAUUUGCGUUGUAUGUUAACUAUCAUGCUCCCAUGGAAAUCAGUUCGCGUGUAGAUGUAUCUCCUGCAGCAAAGAAUAUAUGCCUAGGAAAAGAGUGGCAUCGAUUUCCCGGGAACUUUUUCCUUCCUAGUAAUUAUCGGUUAAGAUUUGUGAGAUCACAUUUCAACGGUCUUCUUCCAGCUUAUUUUGACGAAACUGAGAUGGGGUCGACUGUAGUCCAUAGCUAUUUUAACAACAUGAAUCAACCUAACAGCCACAUGUUGUUUGAUAUUUCAAAAUGUGAUUACAUCGUUGAUUUUGACACCGAAGAAAAUUUGUCGCUUAAUGAGACUGAACCAAAUUAUUCCAAAGAUAGUGCAACAUGGGAAAUAGUACACAGUGUUCCUUUCCUAAAUUCUGGCGUUUCACACAGCGUUUACAGAGCGUUUUAUGCGCCAUACAUAGGGAAAAAAUAUGUUAAGUUUGGUAGUUAUAAUCUAUUGGCUCGUAAGAUGUAGUAAAUGAAGUAAUCUCUAGAUAUUGUUUAGUUUUUUCGAUGACAAUCUCCAUAAAAAACUCAAUUGUAUUAGUACAGAUUGGUUUCAGUUAUUCACUUGUU